UAUUUUAUGAAGUAUAAAGUAAAAGGGGUGGGGAAAUGUGCUGAAGAAAGAAAAUAAAGAUACAACAUCAAUCUGAUUAUGAUCAGAUUAAAGCACAAAACGUUUUUACAACUUUUCACAAAGUUGUGAAAACUUUUGUGUUUGUAUUCCCACGCCUUCUUUUCAUUUCGCUUCCAGUACAGCAGGAGGCGCUGCAGCUCUUUAGUCCGCAGAUAAACUCACUAAAGAAAGAAAGAAAGAGCUCGCGUGUGAUGUGUUUGUUUAUCCUCAGUGUUUUUCAUUGAGUGUAAACAGAGUCUUGUCUCUGUGUAUUUAAGUGUUUAGAAGUUGAUGAUGAGAUGUACUGUAAAUGAGUAUGAACUGAUCUGUCCAUGCUGGAUAUAUUGAUGAUUUCAUCACAGAAAUCUCUCAGCUGAAGAAAGAGGUGGCGUUACUGGAGACAAAACUGAGGUCACGAGGAGAGAUUUAGCAAUGAAACGAGAGGAGGUGGAUUGUUGUGAAUCUUCAGUGUAUAACGUGACUGAUGAUGGGAGUCUGGAUUCAGUGUUGAUGAGCAGAGAUCAGAGCCGCACACCACAGCCACUGCUGGACUCUAAACUCUCUGAAGAGAAAUCCAGACACACACAGGACUCCGAGCUCAGUCUGACUUUACUCUGUUAUACUGAGUCAAAGCCCACAGACACUCAGGACACUACAGUGUGUGACAGUAAACAGAGCUUACAGGAGGAUCAAACCUCCACAGAGUCUCUGGAUUCUGUCUGUAACGCUGGAGAACGACAACAGAUCCUGCAGACCACACUGAAGAUGUGUUCAGUCAAACUCAUUGACUGCACGAACCUCAUGAUGAAGAUUAAAAGUGAACCCACAGAAAUAAAAACUGAACCCACAGAAAUAAAAACUGAAACCACAGAAGAGGAAGAUCACACUAAGGAAAAUUAUGAUUUUAUUCCAUCAGAUGUGAAGAGUGAUUCAUGUUUGGAUAUAGAAAUAACAUCCUCAACAUCAAAAGAGCGACUGACAGCACAAAAUCUUUCCUGCAUCACCUGUGGAAAGACAUUCAGAUCACAAAGACAAUUAGAGAGACAUGAGAGAAAACACAAAGAACAGAAACUCUUCACCAGAUCUGAGAUCAGCUUUACUACCAUUCUACCUUACUACCAUGAGAGACUUCACACUGGAGAGAAACCUUAUCAUUGUAGUAUCUGUGGGAAGAGUUUUAGUCAACAUGGCAGUUUAGUGUCACACCAGAGAAUUCAUACAGGUGAAAACCCUAACAAAUGCUCUCAUUGUGGCAAGACAUUUGCUCAGUCAGUUUACUUAAAAGUCCACCAGAGAAUUCACACUGGAGAGAAACCUUAUAAUUGUAGUGUCUGUGAGAAGAGUUUUAGUCAACGGUCAAACUUACUUCAGCACCAGAGAAUUCAUACAGGUGAAAAACCUUUCAAAUGCUCUCAGUGUGGCAAAACAUUUUCUCAUUCAGCUCCCUUGAAAGUCCAUGAGAGAAUUCACACUGGAGAGAAACCUUAUAACUGUAGUGUCUGUGAGAAGAGUUUUAGUCAACAUGGCAGUUUAGUGUCACACCAGAGAACUCAUACAGGUGAAAAACCUUACAAAUGCUCUCAGUGUGACAUGACAUUUAAUUAUUCAUGUAACUUGAAAGUCCAUGAGAGAAUUCACACUGGAGAGAAACCUUAUAACUGUAGUGUCUGUGGGAAGAGUUUUAGUCAACAUGGCAGUUUAGUGUCACACCAGAGAAUUCAUACAGGUGAAAAACCUUACAAAUGCUCUCAGUGUGACAUGACAUUUAAUUAUUCAUGUCACUUGAAAGUUCAUGAGAGAAUUCACACUGGAGAGAAACCUUACGUCUGCUCUCAAUGUGGAAAGGGCUUCACUGAUUCAUCUCAUUUAAACGUUCAUCUAAGAGUUCAUACUGGAGAAAAACCUCAUCACUGUAAUGUCUGUGGGAGGAGUUUUAGUCAACGGUCAACCUUACUUAAGCACCAUAGAAUUCAUACAGGUGAUAAACCUUUCAAAUGCUCUCAGUGUGAUAAGAUGUUUGCUCAGUCAGAUUCCAUCCUUAAAGUGUGCAGACUUCACACUGGAGAGAAACCUUAUCACUGUAGUAUCUGUGGGAAGAGUUUUAGUCAACAGUCACCCUUAAAAAGGCACCAGAGAAUUCAUACAGGUGAAAACCCUAACAAAUGCUCUCAGUGUGGCAAGACAUUUGCUCAGUCAGUUUACUUAAAAGUCCACCAGAGAAUUCACACUGGAGAGAAACCUUAUCACUGUAAUGUCUGUGGGAAGAGUUUUAGUCAACAGUCAAACUUAAAAAGGCACCAGAGAAUUCAUACAGGUGAAAACCCUUACAAAUGCUCUCAGUGUGACAUGACAUUUAAUUAUUCAUGUCACUUGAAAGUCCAUGAGAGAAUUCACACUGGAGAGAAACCUUAUAACUGUAGUGUCUGUGAGAAGAGUUUUAGUCAACAGUCAAACUUACUUAAGCACCAAAGAAUUCAUACAGGUGAAAAACCUUUCAAAUGCUCUCAGUGUGACAAGAAAUUUUCUCAUUCAGCUCCCUUGAAAGUCCAUGAGAGAAUUCACACUGGUGAGAAACCUUAUAACUGUAGUGUCUGUGGGAAGAGUUUUAGUCAACAUGGCAGUUUAGUGUCACACCAGAGAAUUCAUACAGGUGAAAAACCUUACAAAUGCUCUCAGUGUGACAUGACAUUUAAUUAUUCAUGUCACUUGAAAGUCCAUGAGAGAAUUCACACUGGAGAGAAACCUUAUCACUGUAAUGUCUGUGGGAAGAGUUUUAGUCAACAGUCAAACUUACUUAAGCACCAAAGAAUUCAUACAGGUGAAAAACCUUUCAAAUGCUCUCAGUGUGACAAGACAUUUUCUCAUUUAGCUCCCUUGAAAGUCCAUGAGAGAAUUCACACUGGAGAGAAACCUUAUAAUUGUAGUGUCUGUAGGAAGAGUUUUAGGCAACAUGGCAGUUUAGUGUCACACCAGAGAACUCAUACAGGUGAAAAACCUUACAAAUGUUCUCAGUGUGACAUGACAUUUAAUCAUUCAUGUUACUUGAAAGUCCAUGAGAGAAUUCACACUGGAGAGAAACCUUACGUCUGCACUCAAUGUGGAAAGGGCUUCACUGAUUCAUCUCAUUUAAGCGUUCAUCUAAGAGUUCAUACUGGAGAAAAACCUCAUCACUGUAAUGUCUGUGGGAAGAGUUUUAGUCAACGGUCAAACUUACUUAAGCACCAGAGAAUUCAUACAGGUGAUAAACCUUUCAAAUGCUCUCAGUGUGAUAAGAUGUUUGCUCAGUCAGGUUCUUUAAAAUCCCAUCAGAGACUUCAUACGGGAAAGAAACCUUAAAGGAAUAGUCUACCCUUUUGCCAUAUUAAACUAUGUUAUUACCUCAACUUAGACAAAUUAAUACAUAUCUAUCUUUUUUCAAUGCGUGCACUGUACAGCGCGUCGUGAAUGUGUUAGCAUUUAGCCUAGACCCAUUCAUUCCUAUGGUACCAAACAGGGAAGCCACCAAACACUUCAGCGUUUUCCCUAUUUAAAGACUGUUACAUGAGGAGUUAUACCAGUAAGUAUGGUGCCACAAAAAAACUUUUUUUUUGGUACCAUAGGAAUGAAUGGGGCUAGGCUAAAUGCUAACACAUUCACAACACGCUGUACAGUGCACGCAUUGAAAAAAGAUAGUGUAAGAUAAUUUCCUGAAUAAAUAUAGCACCUCCCCAAAGGACACUGCAUGGGGGCAAAGUGAGUGCCCGGGAAGGCAACUCUCUACGAUUCACGGUGGACUUCCCACUGAGACACAUUUGGGUUUCAAAGACACACCUUUAGGGUGUCAUACAUUUGUAUUCUUUUCUCUCAAAGCAAACUGUAUAUGACAUGCUACAUGCACAAAGAAUCUAAAAUCUGUAUCUUAUUUGUUUUCUAUUGGAAUGCCUCAUUGCAAGUGGUUACAAUGGUCUCACUCAUAUAACAACAGAAUUCAAUGUUAAAGUAUAUGUGAAACAUUCAUUCAAUGUUGAUAGACACCUCCCAUUCUAAGCAUAAACCAAUCACCCACUGUAUACAGAUUAAGGACAGCCCUUAGUUUUUACAACAACCAAUCAGUACCAAAUUCCUAUAUGCUUUGUUCUCUGGCUAUUUAAGGAGAUGUGUAGAAGAUUUAGGCGGGACUUUCAAUAUCUAGAAAUGCACCCCCCUGAUGCUGUAUCUUUGAUAUAGCAUCAUGUAUUUCAUUUUACUUUGUGGAAUCUGUAAACAGAUCUUCAUUCUUACCAGGUAUGCAAUGGUUCUUCUUUUUAUUCUUUCAUAUUUUAAUUGGAUUGUAAAUUGGCAUCUGAAUUAUGUUUUACCUACCUGGUUAAUAAAUUGUUACGUUUUGCAUUCA
Messenger RNA from Paramisgurnus dabryanus, 4411 nucleotides. The record is from RefSeq and is a predicted model, not a curated record. Lineage: Eukaryota; Metazoa; Chordata; Actinopteri; Cypriniformes; Cobitidae.